Molecule: messenger RNA, 2406 nt
Organism: Sphaerulina musiva SO2202
Lineage: Eukaryota; Fungi; Ascomycota; Dothideomycetes; Mycosphaerellales; Mycosphaerellaceae
Product: FtsJ-domain-containing protein
Exons: 2
Coding region: 1-2406 (801 amino acids)
Biological process (GO): maturation of LSU-rRNA from tricistronic rRNA transcript (SSU-rRNA, 5.8S rRNA, LSU-rRNA); rRNA methylation; maturation of 5.8S rRNA from tricistronic rRNA transcript (SSU-rRNA, 5.8S rRNA, LSU-rRNA)
Cellular component (GO): nucleus; nucleolus; preribosome, large subunit precursor
Molecular function (GO): rRNA (uridine-2'-O-ribose)-methyltransferase activity; rRNA (guanine) methyltransferase activity
Source: RefSeq, a predicted model, not a curated record
AUGGCGAUCCAGAAGAAGCAUGCAAAGGCGCGUCUGGAUAAAUAUUACUAUCUCGCCAAGGAGAAGGGCUACCGGUCGCGUGCGGCCUUCAAGCUCAUUCAGCUGAACAAGAAGUAUGGCUUCUUGCAAAAGUCGAAAUGCCUCAUAGAUUUGUGCGCGGCGCCAGGAGGAUGGCUUCAGGUAGCGGCAGAGAUCAUGCCGCAGAAGAGCUUGAUUGUAGGCGUCGAUCUGAGUCCGAUCAAGGCCAUACCGAAGACUAUUACGUUCCAAAGCGACAUCACAACUGACAAGUGCCGAGCGACGAUUCGAGGCCAUCUCAAAACAUGGAAGGCCGAUACUGUGAUUCACGAUGGUGCACCCAAUGUCGGAACAGCCUGGGUGCAGGAUGCCUUCAGUCAAAACGAGCUUGUGCUCAGCUCACUGAAACUGGCGACCGAGUUCCUGGCCCCGAACGGGAAUUUUGUCACCAAAGUGUUCCGCAGCAAAGAUAGCGCAAAGUUAGAGUGGAUUUUCAAGCAGCUGUUCAGCAAGGUCGAGCAGACAAAGCCACCGAGCAGUCGUAAUGUGUCCGCUGAGACCUUCUACGUAUGUCAGGGCUACAAGGCGCCCAAGCAUCUGGACCCAAAGUUCCUGGAUCCGCACUACGCUUUCAUGGAUGUCAAGGAGAAGAGCGAGAGUGCUGAGGCGAAGGUGUUCAAUCCGGAGAAGAAGAAAAGAAAGAGAGAAGGGUAUGAAGAGGGUGACUGGACGCAAUUUCACGAGGCCGCUGCAUACGAAUUUGUGCAAUCGCAAGAUCCGAUCGAGAUGCUGGGAACGCUGAACAGGAUACACUUCCGACGAGAUGGCGAAGAUAGCGUCGCACAAGCUGCGCUGGACAUGAUGUCGGAAACCACCAAGGACGUGCGAAAGAACUGCGAAGACCUCAAGGUCCUUGGCCGUGCCGACUUCAAGCUGCUACUUCGGUGGAGAAUAAAAGCACGAGAGCGAUUUGGGUUAAAAGAAAAGAAAACAGGACAUACGAAGGCUGUUGUGGAAGAGAAGGGCGAGGGCGAGGUUGGCGAAGAGGUGGCAGUAGUAGAAUCCAUGGACGAUGAGAUGCGGCUACGGGAAGAACUCCAGGCUCUCAAAGACUUGCAGGACAAACACAAGAAGAAGGAAAGGAGACGCGAGAACGAGAAGAAGCAGAGAGAGAUCGUACGCAUGCAAAUGGGAAUGACCACGCCCUCAGAAAUCGGAAUUGAAGCUGGCCUGCAAGGCGGUGAUGCGGUCUUUCAGUUGCGAGACGCGGAUAAGGAUUCUUCCAUCCGACGCCAAAUCACAAAGGGCCGCAUGACUGCCUUGAUCGAGCCGGAGAAGCCACAGCAGGAGUUCAGCGAAGAGGAGGAUUCGGACGAGGAUGGUGACUUGCUGGAGAGAGAGUUAGAUAACAUGUACCAACAAUAUCAGGAGAAGCUGGAAGAUCGUGACACAAAGGCUCGUGCAAAACGUGCGCGGAAAGAGGCUGGAAAGAAUAGGGAGGAUGCCUUCGAGGGCUUUGGUGAUGAUGACGAGGUCGCGGACAGCGACGCCAGUGAUGAUGAGGUGCUGGUACAGGACCAAGACGACUCGGACUGGAGUGACGACGAGGAGGAGGAGGAAGGACUUACAACGAAUCUGCAGCCAAAGCAAAAGGACGGUGAGCUCAGUAGCAGAGCUGCAUCAUUCUUUCAACAAGAUCUAUUCAGUGGCAUCGAUGGCCUUGACGAGGAUGAAGACAUGGAUGAUGUCGACAAGGCACGAGAUAGUGGUAUCGAUGACUGGGAAGAAGGCACGACACGAGAUCAACCCGACAAUGAAGGUCGUCCGAACAUCGACAUUAUCACUGCUGAAGCCAUGACUCUGGCUCACCAACUGGCCACUGGCAAGAUCACCAAACAGCAGCUUCUCGACGACAACUUCAACAAAUACUCUCUUCGUGAUGUUGACGGUCUUCCUGAAUGGUUCUUGGACGAUGAAAACAAGCACGCUCGUCCGCAACGUCCCGUAACGAAAGAGGCUGCUGCUGCAAUCAAGGAGAAGAUGCGGGCUGUCAACGCCCGGCCCAUCAAGAAGGUUCGUGAAGCGAAGGCGCGCAAGACACUCCGAGCAGCAAGACGUCUGGAAAAGCUCAAGAAGAAGUCGGAAGGUCUCGCUGAAGAUGGCGAGGGCACGGAACGGGACAAGGCGAACCAGAUCAGCAAACUCAUGGCUAAGGCGAGCAAGUCUGGGAAGAAGAAGCAGCCUGUAAAGGUCAUUCGUGCUGGUGGGCAGAACAAGGGCCAAGGAAGACCACGAGGAGUCAAGGGUAAGUACAAAAUGGUCGAUGCACGUUUGAAGAAGGACGUGAGAGGGCUCAAGAGAGCCGACAAGAGGAACAAGAAGAAGUAG